Macrobrachium nipponense is the source of this 1326-nucleotide messenger RNA. RefSeq lists its product as uncharacterized. Lineage: Eukaryota; Metazoa; Arthropoda; Malacostraca; Decapoda; Palaemonidae. Gene Ontology annotation, biological process: cytoskeleton organization. Gene Ontology annotation, molecular function: protein binding. The record is from RefSeq and is a predicted model, not a curated record.
AUGGUAAUUUUGCCUGCUGUUUUGAUAGUUACGUGUUUUUUCCUUGACAGCGUUAACAACAUACGGACACUAGCUGAUUUUCAGUACUGCCCUCAUCUGCAAGAGUUGUACAUACGUAAAAACUCCAUAUCUGACAUCAAUGAAGUUUUAUACCUCCGUAAUUUACCAAAGCUUAAGAGUCUAUGGCUUGCAGACAAUCCAUGUGCAAAUUUUGAACAGUACCGUCAAACAGUACUUCGAGCACUCCCCCAUUUACAAAAGCUUGAUAAUAUUUCUGUGGAUUCCGAAGAGGUACAGCAGGCUAUGGUUUGUGGAGUGCCACUUCCCAUGACAGAUUCACCUAUGGGACAAAGGGAAGAAUGUGAAAUGCCAAGGUCAAGCAGUAUUGGAGAGUCAUUACGCAGUGAAGGAGGUGGCAGCAGUAUGUCAGAUUGUUCCCCUCCUGCCUCUGAGAGAAGAUACUCGCAAGCAACCACUCCCAAUCGUUCAACUCAUCAGGAAACUUAUGGACGUUCAUUAGAUGAUGGCUAUGAAUAUGAAGAGGAGGAAGAGCAACCAGUGAUUAGACGAACCAGUUACAGUCAGUCAGCUGAUCCAGAGCGUCGAAUUUCACAGAUGUCACAAUACUCAAAUGAAGGUUCUUAUCCACAGGUAUCGAGUGGUUAUGGCAGCAAUAGUAGCAGUAGCAACGGUUAUUAUCGUGACUCUGACGCUUCAGAACGACUCCAUAGAACAUCUUAUUCAUCAGCACAGAGUCCCACAAGACGGAGCAGUCAGAUUGUGGCAGAAGCAGGAACAUCAGCCGACAGUCGCGGGUACAUACGAAAUCACGCCUCUGAGUAUGACACUAGAAAUGCAAACUACCUGAGCAGGGAAGACAGUUCAGCCAGGUAUAACACGAGCACUAAUACCACACCCACCAGUAACUUGAUUCUCACGCCCGAUUCUAAUAAUGAUAACAAUACUAACAACAAUGUGGUUUGUCCCCUACAUCGAAGAACAUCGCAGGAGCAGCAAUAUCGAGACCAACAACGAUGGUGUGAAACUGAUGAAAGAGAACGGGGUUAUAGCAGAGGAGAUGGGUAUGGUUAUGCAUCCCCACCAGAAGUGAGGCAGUCGCCUGUUGGGUAUGAACAGCGAACAGCUGCUUCAGAGCCAAGAUAUGAGCCCCAAACUCAAGCACGGACUAGUGAGAAUAACUCUGCAGUGCAACAGCAUUAUGAAAGUGCUCAUAGAAGAGCAGAGCAACAGAUGCAAAAUGCAACCAGUUCUGCAGGGGAAAGAACAUCCCCUACAAAGCCAUACCCUGCACGUCCAAAGACAAGG